Siniperca chuatsi (mandarin fish) is the source of this 1079-nucleotide messenger RNA. It is a transcript of the gene dut, whose product is annotated as deoxyuridine triphosphatase. The coding region runs from base 479 to 988 and encodes 169 amino acids. The record is from RefSeq and is a predicted model, not a curated record. Gene Ontology annotation, molecular function: dUTP diphosphatase activity; magnesium ion binding. The transcript has 6 exons. Gene Ontology annotation, biological process: dUMP biosynthetic process; dUTP catabolic process. NCBI's taxonomy places the organism in Eukaryota, Metazoa, Chordata, Actinopteri, Centrarchiformes, Sinipercidae.
AAAUAUUUUCUUGUGCUUUAAUUAUAUAUUUUUAUAUUGGAGAUUACUGGUGUUUGUCAUUAACUCUCGCGAGAACUUGUUUUCGUAGAGCAACGUAGUGACGAAAUUGUUGCCAUGGUUACAGUGCAUACAUACUUUUUUUGCCCAUUUAUUUAUUAAAAUGUUUCGCUCCCAAUGAAUUUAAUGACAGUUCUGUAGCAACUUAUAUAAGCUAUUGGAGGUAUUUCCACUACGUUUUGCGGUGCAUAAUAAAGUAUCUGUUUGACCUUACGUGAUUUUGAGGAGGGGCUAAUUUGGCGCAACUUCUAGCGCGGGAAAUUCGUUUCAAAUACUAGGACCGCCAAGAAACUGCAGCAGAAGCUUGUGGGGGUUUAAGCUUGCAGAGGCUGUAGUGCUCUUGCUUAGUAAAUACUUAGUCUUUAGUCCGCAUAAAUUCUUCAGUGUACUAUCGGUUUUUAACUGUGAAAACUUUGCCAACAUGCCCGUCCUAGAAGUUAGAGAUGCUUCUGCAAUUUCCCCAUCAAAGAGGGCAAGGACAGAAACAAAGCCUGCAGAGGAAAGACCUGUCCUCAAAUUUGCUAAACUUUCUGAGCAUGCCACGAAACCUACCAGAGGUUCAGCUAAAGCAGCGGGAUAUGAUCUCUACAGUGCAUAUGAUUACUCCAUUGGUCCUAUGGAUAAGGCCAUUGUGAAGACAGACAUCCAGAUAGCAGUUCCACAUGGCUGCUAUGGGAGAGUGGCACCGAGAUCUGGACUGGCAGCAAAAAACUUCAUUGAUGUUGGUGCUGGAGUUGUAGAUGAAGACUAUAGAGGAAAUGUGGGAGUUGUGCUCUUCAACUUCAGCAAGGACACAUUUGAAGUGAAAAAGGGUGACAGAGUUGCUCAGCUGGUGUGUGAGAGGAUCUGCUACCCAGAUCUAGAGGAGGAAAAGACACUUGAUGAGACGGAGCGUGGUGCUGGAGGGUUUGGAUCAACAGGACGAAACUGAAAGCUCCAAAUAUAAUUUGGAGUGGCGAUGUAUAUGUUGAAAAUAUAUAUAUAUAUGUGGAUUAGGUGUUAAAUAAAAUUCUUUUUUUGUA